This is a messenger RNA of Dermatophagoides farinae (American house dust mite), 1073 nucleotides long. RefSeq names its product peroxisome assembly protein 10-B. Gene Ontology annotation, biological process: protein import into peroxisome matrix. Gene Ontology annotation, molecular function: zinc ion binding. Gene Ontology annotation, cellular component: peroxisomal membrane. The record is from RefSeq and is a predicted model, not a curated record. Lineage: Eukaryota; Metazoa; Arthropoda; Arachnida; Sarcoptiformes; Pyroglyphidae.
ACAUGGACGACAUCUAGGAGAUUUUGGAUAAAAUUCAUAUGAGUCUUUCAUGAACAAGUGUUUUUAUUUUGAUGAUUAUUAUUCGUGAAAAAAAUGACCGAAAAUCAAAGUUCUAAUAUCAAUAAUUAUAAAAAUAAAUUAGAAAAGUUUCAGCCAACAAUUUCACAAAUAAUUUGUAAUGAACAAAAAGACGAUGUCUUUAUUAAAUCAUUACAAGAUGAAUCGAACGCUAUUUUUAAACAAUUUUUUCGUGCUCGUCUCUGGAUUCAAUGGCAACCGAUAAUUGAUGAAAUCAACAAAUCCAUCUAUUAUCUUUUAACCACAGUGUCUGGCCAUCAAACAUUGGGUGAAGAAUAUUGUCAGAUAAUUUGCAUAGAUUAUAAUCAAUAUUUAAUUCCAUCACUUUGGCGACGUUUGACGUUGGCUGCCAUCUAUUCUUUCCGAACAAGAUUUGUAAAUUUUUUCAAAAAUCUGGCCACCAACAAUGAUCAUAAUCAUGAUGGAAUGGUAGCAGAAAAUCUUCAAUUUUUAAUUGAUUCGAUUAAAAAAAUCAAUGUUGCAAUAUUUUUCCUACAAGGUCAAUAUCCUGAUCUUAUUAAACGAUUUUUAUCAAUCAGAUAUCUAUCCACAUCUGUGAAAUCAUCAUCUACAGAUUAUAAUCAAACAUCAUUCAAAAUAUUGUCAUUUUUGACAAUAAUCCAAGUGAUCUUAUCAUUUUAUGCAAAAUAUAUGAUAAUAACAAAAAAAUCAAAAACUAAACACAUCAAUAUAUCGAUAGAUAAUACGAAAGAAUCGAUACAUUCUCAUAAUAAUGAUGGCAAACGUUGUCCAUUAUGUUUUUCAUCAUAUCAAAACCCGACACUAUUGUUUUGUGGCCACAUUUUCUGUUGGGAUUGUCUAUCCGAUUGGAUGUUAACAACAUCGACAUCCGCACGACAACAACAAGGACAUUUCGAACGAAAGGAUGAAUGUCCUAUAUGUAAAAUGAAAAUUAAUGAUACAAAACAAUUUGUUCUUUUACAUAAUUUUUAAUAAAAUUUAUCAAUCGAUGAAUAUUCGACCGUUUUCAUUCA